AUGACUCUCUUCCACCCGGUCGAGUUGCUCCUGCAGUGGAUCUACCGCUUCGAUGAACGGAAUACCGCGCGGGACAGCCCGAUGCAAGUCCUAGCCCUGGGCCUUUCUCGCUGCGGUACCGAGUCGCUGAAAUUUGCGCUUGAGAAUCUGGGAUACCAGGGCGUCUAUCAUGGCUUCGAGGUCACGGGAAACCAAAGCAUGGUUUGGACUCGGCUGUGGGACGCCAGGGUCGCCGGUUCUGGGCGGAAGGUUGUUGUGGAGGACUUUGACAAGUUGAUUGGGAAUUACGGGGCUCUCACCGAUGCGCCGUGUAAUAUCUUUGGUAAGGAACUGAUCAAGACGUAUCCGAACGCUAAGUUGGUCCCUCAAGGCGUUAGCUAUCUUCACCCAGACUACUUCUGGCUACGUCAGAUCACGCUGCGGUUCGUGAUCGACUUCUUCAAUGGUAGCUUUGAGAAGCAUGGCUUGGAAGUCUACCGGGCGCAUUAUCGCCAGCUUGAGGACGUACUGGGAGAGAGGCAGUACCUGGAGUGGACGGUGGAAGAUGGCUGGGAACCCUUGUGCGCUUUCCUCGAUAAACCGGUGCCGGAAAAGGCUUUCCCGAGCGGUAAUGCGCCCCCCUCGUUUGCGAAGCGCAUCGCGGAGAGGAGAAAGCCGCAGUACAGACACGCGGCCGUCAACCUGGCCAAGACUCUCGGAGUGAUGGUGGCAGUCAUUAUUGCGGUGUGUUAG
Letharia lupina is the source of this 732-nucleotide messenger RNA. RefSeq lists its product as uncharacterized. Bases 1 to 732 code for a protein of 243 amino acids. The transcript has 3 exons. NCBI's taxonomy places the organism in Eukaryota, Fungi, Ascomycota, Lecanoromycetes, Lecanorales, Parmeliaceae. The record is from RefSeq and is a predicted model, not a curated record.